UUAAUAAAAUAUAUAAAGAAGUUAAAAGUGAUCGUGUAUAUUUUGGAGAAGUGAUGAUUUAGAUUUGUGUGAAAAGUUUUUGGAUUGACAAUGACUGUAGAGUUAUUAAAUUUAUUGCAGUAUGAAACAAAUACAGUGAAUACAAAAAAUGACAAUCAUUGGGAAAGAAGAAAAGCAGCUUUAAGGACGAGGCGACAUGGACAGCACAAAGCGAGGAGACGGAGACAGAUCGAGUCCGUCUCGUCCGCCACAGACGCGGUUGUCACAGACUCCGCAUUAGCGCAGCCGUCGCGCAUCUCCGCCGGUGAGAGCGGUACCUUAGAAUGGAGCGGGGCGACCGGUGGGCUGCCUGCCGAGGUGGUCCUGCGACUGCACCCCCCACAGACCACCCUCAGAAGCAACAUCUCCUCCAUGUCCAACUCCAGUGAGACUAGCAAUGGCAGCGGUGUAGUUGUACGGGCAGAAGAAGCCCUCAUAGUAGCCUUCGUCCUCCUGCUAUGGGUGGCGGCCAUUGCUCUGUUCUUCAACCGUUGGGGCAAGAUAAGGUGCGUCUAUAAACUGAUGCUGGAGCCGUAUCAGCCCAAGUUCCAACAACAACAUCGGCAGAGCUGCGCGCUGGCCGAGAGCUCAGUGGUUGUGGCGCCACAUCACCGAGCGUCUCUAUCGCGUGGCUGCCUGUCGUAUGACUGCGGUGUAGGCUUUCCGGCCUACCAGCCGUGUGGAUACCUUCCUCAUCGUCUUAGACAGAACUCCGUCUUCGUCGGCAGCAUGGGCGGCAUGGCGCUGAUCCCCGAGAGCCCUCCGCGGCGCUCGCGCUCCGUCGCCGACCUCCCCGUCCUUGUAACCCCCUCCGACCCCCCGCACGCCACCCCCCGCUCCUCACGCGCCGCCAGCCUGCACAGCGCCGUAGAUCUCCGGAUCUGCGUACCUUCCCCGCGGGCAUCCAGAGCAGCAAGCCUACAUUCCUCAGUCGACAUGCCGGGGUCCGUCCAAGUACACAUUCGAGGGUCUGGGGGUAAUCUGAAUAAGCCCAGGAGUCCAAGACGGCUGACGAUAACUAAUGUGUGAGAUCAGCCCGUUCUGCAGUCCGAGAGGUAUUAAGCUGGUCGAACUGAUUUAAGAGGGAAUCUUUAUCAGUUUGGUUAGUUCAUGAAGUGAAGUUUGUUCCUUUUGACUGCUUUCGCAGUGUAAUACCUACCUAUAAUUGGUGUCACUGUCAUGGGAGCUACUCUUUUAAAAUAACCUAAAAACUAAAAAUAUAAUAUCAACGGGUAGGAAAUAAUGUGUUAUAUUCUCAGAAAUCAGUCAAAAAACUGUCACAAAAAUUGCAAAUGUCUUUAUUU
This is a messenger RNA of Cydia amplana, 1343 nucleotides long. RefSeq lists its product as uncharacterized. NCBI's taxonomy places the organism in Eukaryota, Metazoa, Arthropoda, Insecta, Lepidoptera, Tortricidae. The transcript has 8 exons. Bases 91 to 1068 code for a protein of 325 amino acids. The record is from RefSeq and is a predicted model, not a curated record.